AUGGACAAAGAAAGAAAAGACAAUCGUGAGUGUAUCUCCAUCCACGUGGGACAGGCCGGAGUCCAGAUCGGCAACGCCUGCUGGGAGCUGUACUGCCUGGAGCACGGCAUCCAGCCCAGUGGCCAUAUGGAGGACCUCAAGUACGCCACUAACAACGGAGACGAGAGCUACAACACCUUCUUCAGCGAGACCAGCAUGGGGAAGCACGUGCCUAGGGCUAUCUACGUGGAUCUCGAACCUAGCGUUGUUGACGAGGUUCGAACCGGGCCCUACCGUCAGCUGUUCCACCCAGAGCAGUUGGUGAACGGCAAGGAGGAUGCCGCCAACAACUACGCCCGGGGUCACUACACGGUGGGGAAGGAGAUUGUGGACCUGGUGAUAGACCGGAUACGGAAGAUGGUAGGUGUGGGGGUCACAGGAGGCGGCGACUUGGCCCAGGUCCAGAGAGCUGUGUGUAUGUUGAGUAACACCACGGCCAUUGCCGAGGCCUGGGCCAGGCUUGACCACAAGUUUGACCUCAUGUACGCCAAGAGAGCCUUCGUGCACUGGUAUGUCGGGGAAGGUAUGGAGGAGGGUGAGUUCGCCGAGGCCCGUGAAGAUCUGGCGGCUCUGGAGAGAGACUAUGAGGAGGUGGGCCUGGAGAGUACGGAGGAGGGGGCGGAGGAGGAUGAGGACGGGGAUGAGUACUAGCGGAGUCGACACUCGGACUGGUACCCCGACCCGACUCCCUCUCCCUACACCCAGUUGUCCAGUCUCCAAACCCUCUU
Messenger RNA from Aplysia californica (California sea hare), 767 nucleotides. RefSeq names its product tubulin alpha-1D chain. Gene Ontology annotation, molecular function: GTP binding; structural constituent of cytoskeleton. Gene Ontology annotation, biological process: mitotic cell cycle; microtubule cytoskeleton organization. Gene Ontology annotation, cellular component: cytoplasm; microtubule. The transcript is spliced from 5 exons. Bases 1 to 690 code for a protein of 229 amino acids. NCBI's taxonomy places the organism in Eukaryota, Metazoa, Mollusca, Gastropoda, Aplysiida, Aplysiidae. The record is from RefSeq and is a predicted model, not a curated record.